AUGAGAGCCUCUGCUUGCCUCGCCGCCAUCAUUCCCGCGCUGGCCGCUCAGUGUGCUCGUAUAGUCCAGUCCAACGAUGAUGGAUGGGCCGAAUCGUAUAUCCGAUCUUUCAACGACGCGUUGAUAGCCUCUGGUCACGACGUCGUGCUAUCCGCGCCCGCAGAUGACCAAUCAGGAACCGGUGCCAGCGACUCACCGCCAACUCCACGCAAUGAUGCAUGCCAGUACAAUUCUUGCAUCCCCGACGGCAGCCUUACCGGCCACAACGCCACCCGCCCCGAUCUCAACUGGGUCAACUCCUUUCCCGUCACCUCCAUGAAAUACGGCAUCGACACCUUUGGCCCCCAGCUGUGGAAUGGCUCUGCCCCUGACAUCGCCGUGUCAGGCAUCAACGUGGGCACCAACGUCUUUGUCCAGUUGCCAUUCUCGGGAACCGUCAACGCUGCGACUUUUGCUGCGCUCGAAGGCAUCCCUUCUAUCGCAUUCUCCGCAGCCUCUGUUGGCAGACUGCCUUUCGACGAGGAACCGGUGCCUCUCCGUAGCAUUCUGUAUGGCCAACUCGCCGCUCAGUUGACCAACAAGAUCAUCUCCUCGGGAUCUCCAUAUCUCCCCCGAGAUGUCUUCCUCAACGUCAACUUCCCCAAAGCCGAGGGCAACUGCACCGAACUCUCCAGCUUCCAGUGGGUCCUCAGCCGUAUCAACCCUGGUAUCAUCUCGCCACCAGAUGUCGCAUUCUGCGGCGGUAAACGCCUACCAACCGAGCUGUCCGUCAUCACGCACGGGGGAUGUUUCAUCUCCGUUAGUGUUGGCAACGCCAAGGACAAGACAACUGCAUCUACUAGCGAGCAGGCUUUGGUGCUGGAUAAACUACGCGAUAUGCUAACUUGUCUACAUGUGUCUAGCGGAAUCCGUCCUCAACCAGAUUUCUAG
Molecule: messenger RNA, 930 nt
Organism: Trichoderma aggressivum f. europaeum
Lineage: Eukaryota; Fungi; Ascomycota; Sordariomycetes; Hypocreales; Hypocreaceae
Exons: 2
Coding region: 1-930 (309 amino acids)
Molecular function (GO): nucleotidase activity
Source: RefSeq, a predicted model, not a curated record